Molecule: messenger RNA, 195 nt
Organism: Eremothecium gossypii ATCC 10895
Lineage: Eukaryota; Fungi; Ascomycota; Saccharomycetes; Saccharomycetales; Saccharomycetaceae
Gene: TMA7
Product: Tma7p
Exons: 1
Coding region: 1-195 (64 amino acids)
Source: RefSeq, marked provisional
AUGUCCAGUCGCCAGGGUGGAAAGUUGAAGCCUCUCAAGCAGAAGAAGAAGCAGAAUAACGACGUCGAUGACGAGGAUGCCGCCUACAAGGCUAAGAUGAAGGCUGACGCUGCUGCCAAGAAGGAAAUGAUGGCCAACAUAAAGAGCGGCAAGCCUCUAGUGGGUGGUGGAAUCAAGAAGUCGGGCAAGAAGUAA